UUUUAUCUUUUUCCUGUGCAGUAUUGUGUAUGGACCGAUGGUUUGAACGCCCUCCUUGGGAAGGAUAUGUUGAGUGACCUAACGCGGAAUGACCUAGACACGCUGCUCAGCAUGGAGAUAAAGCUACGCCUCCUUGACUUGGAAAAUAUACAAAUCCCAGAUGCUCCCCCACCUAUCCCAAAGGAGCCCAGCAACUAUGACUUUGUUUAUGACUGUAACUGAGGCAGUCACUGAAACUUGCUCUGAAACUGGAAAUACAUUAUAACUGGAGAGAUGUUUAAAAAAAAAAAAAGGAGUGAGGAAAAAAGAAACCCACUUUUGCACCUUGGAUUUUGGCUUUGGGGAGGGAUGUAGAAGCAUUUGCAUUCCUCCCUGUUCCCUGCAUCCCUUUCUUCCCCAUUCCCAUCUUCCCCAUUGCUCAUCCAAAUCCACAUUGCUUUAAUUAACUUGUAAUUGCAGGCCAUUGGCCUUGCUUAAGGCAAAGACUGCCAUUAAGAAGCACCCUCCUGAGGACUUUUUUUAUGUUUUUAAUACUGGAAUAGACAUUCUUAACUAAAGGACGUUGUUACCAAACUGCAUGCCUGUGAAACCCACUUGGCAGGGCAGAGGCUUUAACUGGAAGGAGGGAGGUAGGGAGCAAAAGCAGCUACUGUAAGCAGAUUUCCCAAGACACUUACAAGAAUCUUCUCACCACUGAAUCCAAUGUGAUGAUGAAAUUCAUUAACUGCUGCCCAGUGCUUGCACCGUCUGCCACUGUCAUUAUUCUCUCCACCAUCAUCUCAACUAUUGCCUCCAGCCUUCACCCAAAUGAUUGGCUCCUAGAGCGGAAAGUCUGCAGGUUUUUGCUGUACCAUACGCUACAAUGCUGCAACAGCUUUUAACUUCUUUUCCUCCCAGCUCUUACAAUAGCCCCACACUAGCAGAUCACUCACACAAACCCUGUAUGAAGCCACUAGUGUGCCCCAUUCCUGUAGCAUUCCCCAAGCCUCAGUUGCCUCUGAAAUUGGCUUGUUGCUAUUUGAAGUGAUUUUUAUUUCCUUGGUCCAAAGUUUAACAGUAAUUUUUAAAAAUUAAUUACAAUUGCCAAACAUCCCAGUUUACAUUGUUGCCAUUGCUACAGUGUUGGAAAUUUGCAAGGGAUUUUUUUCGUACGGGUUCUAAUAUUUUUAUUUUAUUUUGCCAAACAAAUAUAUUUAAUUAAAGCUAAUUUCAUUGUGAGUACUUUUGGGGAACAAUAUUUUUACUUAAUUUCCAGUUGGAACAUUUGCCCUGAAGGGAAAAAAAUGCCGUUCCCUUCAACUUCACUGUUGAAUAAAAACCUGAGUUGUGAUGAUUCUUGGGACUUCAUUUUUCUUCUGAAGUUUUCUUUUAUUCCUUAUGGUUCUUAGCUAUUCUGAACUAUUUAGUAAAAAGAGGAGUGAGAAGACUUUUCUUAUAUGCAUCUGAUUUAACUUACGUGUUUGUUAGUGGUGACAAGGAUGAAAUGCAUCCAGAGAUAUUGCCAUGGUUACCUGAGCCUUCCUGUGAGAAGGGCCCUUGUGAAAUCCAAAAUCCCAGCAUACUGAUGUGCUCGUGGUCAGUUCAAGACUGUUGCCUUUCCUGUGUUUGCUGGGGUAACUUCCUGUGUUUCCAUUUUUUCCAUUGAGAGUGGUUAUGGCUGCAGCAGAUUGGUAUUGGGGAGGUUUGAGAUUUGCAGGAUGGAUUACCUUCAUCCUCAUGUUUUCCUAGGUAUUUCAGUAAGUUCAACUGCAAAAUUCUGAGUCUAGAGGAACCUACCAGCUCUUUCCCUCUCACUGCACAUGCUGAAGACAGAUGUUUAUCAGUAUUUCAGACUUGGUGCUUCCGAUGGGUAUUGUUUUGCUGGUAAAAGAAACACCUAAGAAACUCCUAAGCUGUAAGAGCCAAUCACACUGCCAGCUCAGUGGUACUCCAAUGCUGUGGUCUUAGCAGGCAAACAUCUGCUUGACAAUCAGAGAGGCAUAAACAAAAACCCUCCUCCAGGGUACAACUUGACCAGGAGAUAAAGGUUUGACCUGCCUCCUCCACUAAGGGUGCUUGUCUUCAGAAUUUGAAGGCCUGCAUGGGAACUUGUCAGAACAAAUUUCUGUCUUCUCUGGCAGACAGCUGAACUGCAAGGGGGCCCUGCAUCCCCUUAGCUGCCCUGUAGGCCACCAGCUACAAUACCACAGCCUCUGGCCAGCUCUCAAAAGAGGGAGGGAUGAAAGAAGAAACAUGCUCCUCUCAGAAGAUGGAGAGAGGAGCAUGGGCAUGAAAAGCCCCUGAAUGCAUCUACUCUUUGGCUAUUUUUCAUUGCAUUGGACUCAGUGAUCAGAGGUGCUUCUGAUGCAUCCAGCUCUAUAGUGAUUCAAGCUACCAAUCCUGAUCAAUAAGCAGAAAGAAAGACGUUGGGAGUAGGAGGACACUCCUGUACUGCCAUAUCUCCCCCUUCUCUCUUUUUUUGCUUCUUCACUGACAAGUAAAUGGAAUUAGCUUCACUGUCAUAUGAAAGUCAUUCAUCUAAGGAGCAUAAGGCGGUACCACAGCAAGGGGUUAUAUUAUACCUGGGAAGCUGAGGGCCCAAGCAGUGGACACAAAAAUGAAGCCUGCAGCCAAGAUUUGGAGGUCCCUGAACAGAGAGAAAUUCCUUACGAGAGAACUACAAUGUGAGGGGAAGCUCUAAAUGUGUGCUCCCAGAUGGCUGAAGUGGAAAGGCAGAAAGCACCACUGAAAAGGCUGAGGAUCCACCACUCAUUCCCUGGAGGCCCAUGUUACCAUAGCCACUGGAUUAUAUCAUUAUUAGCACAAGGAUGAAGGAGUCUAGGCAAACAUUUCUUAAUUUAUUCUGCAUCCUCUGGCUCUUACUUCUGCUGAAGAGUGCCUCUUCUUCCCCUCCACCUCGUGGAAAAGACCCACGACCCCCUUCCCUCCCCUUUGGGCUGUACAAAGGACACACCUGUGUUGGAUGUGUGCUUGUGGUGUCUGUCAUUGAACAGCUUGCACAGUGGCACAACAGUACAGUAAAGGCAGCUGUGGAGAGACUGUGUGACUACAUACCUGAAAAACUGCAAGGUUUCUGUUAUGUGCUUGCUGAACUUUACGGACCACACAUAGCUGAACUCAUAGACAGGAAAAUGAAUGCUGAUGUGGUUUGCCAUUCCUUGAGGCUGUGUAAACAGGAUCCAGGACAGCUGCUUUGUCAUCUCUACUCUCCUCCAAAGGUGGGACUGAGUGUUGCAAUAAGAAAAGCCAAAAGAGUUAUGAAGACUUCCAAGGACCUGAAAAGCUUCUUGGGGUUCUCGAGUGUAUGUGCAUUUCCUCUUCUGGCUAACCUGUGUGAGAAGAUUAAAUAUGUUCUAAGAAAUAAACUGCCUUUUGAAGAUUUCGAUGGAGAUAAAUUUAGUACUUUCCCAACCUUGAGGGGCUAUCACUGGCGAGGCAGAGACUGCAAUGACAAGAACACAACCGUGUACCCUGGCAGACGUCCUCAUAAUUGGGACACAAAAAGUGACUCUAACUGCAAUGGCAUAUGGGGUGUGGAUCCGAAAGAUGGAAUUCCCUAUGAAGAGAAAUUCUGCAAAGGUGCAGACUCAAAAGGCGUUGUGCUCUUGGGAGACUCGGCCGGGGCUCACUUCCACAUCCCUCCGGAGUGGAUGACCGUCACACAGAUGUCAGCGAAAUCAUUUGCUAAUCUCCCCAUGGCUUUCAGUGAUGAGCUUGACUGGCCCCAGUUCUCAGAGAUCACUGGAUUUCUGAAUUCUACCAUCGGAGGAUGGACAGACUCUCUGUAUCUACGUUUACGCAAGAGAAAUCGCUGUAACCACAGAGACCUGCAGAACAUUUCUCAAAAUGGUGGUUCUUCAGGAAACCUGCUCUCUUUAAUGAAAAGUUUGGCCAGAAACCAGCUGUUGGACAAUCCAGCCAUAGUUAUCUACGCUACAAUUGGGAAUGAUGUCUGCAACAGGGAACGUGACACACUGGCCCACAUGACCACGCCCAAAGAAAUGCUCUCCAAUGUGGUGCAAGCUCUGCGAUACUUGGAUUCCCAUCUUCCAAAUGGCAGCCAUGUGAUUUUAACAGGCUUGGUAGAUGGUCGCUUCCUCUGGGAUAACCUGCAUGACAGAUACCAUCCUCUAGGCCAGCUGAACAAGGAUGUCACGUACAGUCAACUCUACUCUUUCCUUGACUGCCUCCAGGUGAGCCCCUGCAGUGGCUGGCUGACACCCAAUGAGACCCUCAGGAAUCUGACUUCAGUGAGAGCAUUACAACUUUCCAAUGUCCUGAAAGAAAUAGCAAGAUCUGAGAAAUUUGUCAACUUUGAUAUUUUCUACAUGGAUUUCCCACUGAGACAAACGGUUGAGGAGUGGCGCAAGAUGGGAGGUGAGCCCUGGCAGCUGAUCGAACCAGUCGAUGGCUUCCACCCCAGCCAGAUUGCUGCAGCCCUUGGAACAAGUAUUACCUGGCAGAGGGCGCUACAUGAGUGGCCUCAAGUACUUGGCAAGGAGAAUCCAUUCAACGAUCAGAUUGAAGCCAUAUUCAAAGAUCAAGGUGGACACUGACUUCCGAACUGCCAGAGCCCUCACGUGAUUUAUGGUGGUGAUUCCAUGAGUCAAGAUGAUUAAAGACAACACAUAAAGAAGUGGGGAGGGAAAG
Messenger RNA from Catharus ustulatus (Swainson's thrush), 4650 nucleotides. RefSeq names its product acyloxyacyl hydrolase-like. Bases 2808 to 4556 code for a protein of 582 amino acids. The transcript has 27 exons. NCBI's taxonomy places the organism in Eukaryota, Metazoa, Chordata, Aves, Passeriformes, Turdidae. The record is from RefSeq and is a predicted model, not a curated record. Gene Ontology annotation, molecular function: calcium ion binding; acyloxyacyl hydrolase activity. Gene Ontology annotation, biological process: lipopolysaccharide catabolic process; negative regulation of inflammatory response.